GGCGGUUUCCAGCGUGGCCCCUCUUCCCUGUCCUCGUCUUCACCCAAUUUUGUCCCCGCUUCCCGUCUCUCCUUCCUCCUCGCCGCGCCGCUCUCCUUAAAUCCGAUCGACAGCUGCGUCCCUUCUCGCUCCCCACUCAUCUCUCUUUGUUGCGCGCCCACCCACCUCCACACGCACUUGCAACUACUAUAAGUAAAGCCCAUCACCACAGUCCACACACGCAGGGAGAUAAGUUCUUGUGAGUGAGCAAAUUGCUAGUGUUCUCCCCUUUUCCUCUUCAAAAAUUGGAUCUUUGGAGGGUUAUUUUCGGAGAGCCGCCGGAUCCUUUCGAGGUCUCGAUUUGAGGUUCUCAGCUCCGGCCAUUGGCCGUUCGAUUUGGGGGCCUAUCAUUGUGUCGGUGCUUGUGCAUCGCUUUUGUGGGUGUCUGAGUGCUGCAGCUUGUUAUUUGGGACUUGCACCACAUCUGGAGAUGUCUUUCCAGAGCAUAUUUCGUGAUUUAAGGGAGAGCUUUGGGAAUAUAUCGAAGCAGAGUUUUGAGGUGAGAAUUCACCACAGAGGGAAGUCUCUUGGAUCUUCAGGUGACCUGCAGGAUAGGCCUGUGGUAAUUCAGAAAAUCAGGUGGGCUAGCCUUCCUCCUGAAUUACUCCGUGAUGUGAUGAAAAGGUUGGAGGAAGAUGAGAGCAGCUGGCCAUCCCGCAAGGAUGUUGUUGCUUGUGCUUCUGUUUGUAAAACCUGGAGGGAGAUGUGUAAGGAUAUAGUGAGAACUCCAGAACUUUGUGCAAAGCUCACAUUUCCAGUAUCUCUUAAACAGCCUGGACCCCGUGAUGGAGUAAUACAAUGUUUCAUAAAAAGGGACAAAUCAAAACUAACGUACCGUCUCUACUUAUGCCUUAGCUCUGCUGUGCAUGAUGAGAAUGGAAAGUUCCUACUGGCAGCCAGAAGGAGCCGGAGGACGACGCACACUGACUAUGUCAUUUCUAUGGAUUCUAAAAAUUUCUCUCGAACAAGUACUGGCUACAUUGGGAAGUUGAGGUCAAAUUUCCUUGGAACUAAAUUUAUCAUUUACGACUCGCAGCCUCCAUACAACGCUGGGAGACUUUGCUUACAGGAACAGGCCAGCCGUCGGUUCUCUUCCAGGAAAGUUUCACCAAAAGUUCCAACCGGUUGCUACCCCAUUGCACAGGUGAACUAUGAGCUGAAUGUGCUUGGCACCCGGGGGCCAAGGCGGAUGCAAUGCACUAUGCAUUCCAUCCCAGCAUCAGCAGUAGAGCCUGAUGGCUAUGUGCCUGGCCAACCAAAAGAGCUCCUCCCGAGGUUAUUCGAGGAUUCCUUCCGCAGCACAGGAACUUCUUUCUCCAAGUAUUCCAUUGCAGAUAGUUCCAUGGACUUGAGCAGUUCUCGUUUCUCGGAGUUUGGCAGAGGGACUCUGCAAGAUGACAAUGAUUCAGACAAGGAGAGUCGUUUGGUUCUCCGCAACAAGGCACCAAGGUGGCACGAGCAGCUACAAUGCUGGUGCCUCAACUUCCGGGGCCGUGUCACUGUGGCUUCAGUUAAGAACUUUCAGCUGAUAGCUUCUGCACCACAGCCAGCUUCCGCAGGGGCUUCUGUGGCUUCACAGCCAGGGCCACGUGCACAGAUGCAGCCCCAGUCCUCUCAGCCCUCCAGUUCGUCGUCGUCGUCCAAUCAUGACACGGUGGUCUUGCAAUUCGGCAAAGUUGGAAAGGAUAUGUUCACUAUGGAUUACCGGUACCCGCUGUCAGCUUUCCAGGCUUUCGCCAUAUGUUUGACCAGCUUUGACACCAAGCUGGCUUGUGAAUAGAUCAGAUCAUUAGAGUAACAACCUGGAGCUGUGGUGAGAGGCUGAGUGUAUGUGAAUAUGUGAUGAGUAGAGUAGUCUCUUCCUGUACCUGUGCAGUUUUUUUUUAUUCAACUCUAGCUUCUUUCCUCCUGUGUGCUUGUGAGGCCUAAAAAUGGAUGGAAUUGGACAUGUUUCCUCCUCCUGUAUGGGAAUGAUUCAGUUCUGUUAGUAUGCUUGAACUAGUUUGCUGGAUGCUAUAC
Molecule: messenger RNA, 2058 nt
Organism: Phragmites australis (common reed)
Lineage: Eukaryota; Viridiplantae; Streptophyta; Magnoliopsida; Poales; Poaceae
Product: tubby-like F-box protein 7
Exons: 5
Coding region: 470-1819 (449 amino acids)
Molecular function (GO): protein binding
Source: RefSeq, a predicted model, not a curated record